Symbiodinium natans is the source of this 255-nucleotide messenger RNA. The record is from the annotation of a GenBank genome assembly. NCBI's taxonomy places the organism in Eukaryota, Dinophyceae, Suessiales, Symbiodiniaceae.
AUGUUGCCCUUGCUGCGGGCUUGCCGCAACUUGCACAGCUUCAGCGCAGCUUCUGGCUGCUGCAAGGCGCAAAAAGAGAUCAAGAAGCAGGAUGAGGACGCCUUUCAUGCUGCCGAGAAGCUGGAAGAUGCCGUCGAUGCUCGGGAUGCCGGCCUGUCAAGGUUGAGGAAGGUUUUUACAUCUGCUUUCCACGCUUUUUUGCGCAUGUGUUGCAUGUGUUUUGCAGACCUGUCCCAAAGAGAUCUGGGCAGAUGA